GGUCCGGGGCGGAGGGUUGAGGUAGUGAAUGUGGGGAAUUGACCUGCCAGCCUCACAGCUGUGGGUGCGAGAUAAUGACGUCACGUGGUCGGAUGAAAGCCCGAGAGGAAGAUGACCGUGAUGACGAAGAGCACCAGCGGUAUGAUUAUCACCAUAACAUUUGUCUUCAUGUGCAUCAUAAAGAGCCAUCUAUUCUUCAUCAGUAGUUUAAACAAACUACACGUCUAGCCCGACAUCACAUUAGAGAGAGACAAAACAAGCGUAACACGUGAAACACAUUUCACAACGUGAGUAUUGGUUGCGCAGUUUUACCACAAAUGACUUAAACGUAGUUGAAUCAUCUCAAACUGCGAAAGUAGUUCAACUGCCUGAAAAUGAUAGCAAACUGUAGUAUACUUUACGGUGAGAGGUCCAAGCGGCUGUUCCGAUCCUGGCCUGCGGUGGCAGCAGCGAGCGCUCUCCGCUGCGACGCUGCUCAGGAGAAGAAGAAAGAACCCAACUCUGCUCGAAUGUAAACAAACAGUGUCGAAGGAAGCAGACGCAGAUCUGAGAUCGCCCUCCGAGACCUCUCAAGACAAUGAAGCAGACGCGGACGGAACCAGGGGCGACGUUCUGAUUGACCACACGACCUCCUGCUGGUCUCUAACCCCCAGACACCACCAGUCCAGCUCACCUGGUUCAGAAGGUCCGUCCAGUUUGGUCCCGCUGGUGAGAAUGGCGGGUCACGGGGGCGGAAGAGGACGGCGGAUGAUGAGCUUCAGCGUGGAGGCUGUUGGCAUCAACCGAGGAGAGAGUUUACCUCCUUCUAUCCAGCAGCCCACGCCUCUGUUUCCACUGAUGGAGCACAAGCCCCUCCCCCUGACUGAGGGAGAGGAAGCAGAGUACCUGCUGGCACUCAAACAGGAGUUCAGAGGAACCACCAGGAGUCUCCCUACUUUCAUCCACCCAGCUGCCACCAAGAGAGAUGUGGAGCGCUACUCAGACAAGUAUCAUGGCAGCGAACAAACCGACCGGCUGAGAGACGCUAUCCCGGACUGGACCAGGUUCCCCAGAGAAGUCCGGCCGUACCUGCGGAGGCUGAAGCGAGCGGCUCCAACCACCAAGCCCACAACCAAGGCAGCUGAGCCGCUCCUAAAGAAGACGAGAACCAAGGACAAGGAGGACGUUCUCCUCCAGCUGGAGACACUGGAGAAGAAAGAAGAGCAGCAGAGCGACGAGGACGAGGCGGACGGCAACGAAGAGGGAAAGAAGCAGGAGGAGGAGGGAGCGGAGGCUGAGGAGGAGUAUGACGAGGAAGAGUUUGAAGAGGAGACAGACUACAUCAUGUCUUACUUCGACAAUGGAGAGGAGUUUGGAGCAGAAAGUGACGACAACAUGGACGAGGCAGUUUACUGACGUACAAGUUUGAACCAGUUUUACCCUGAAGUUGUUUUAAAGUUUCUACCUGCUUUUAUACGACGUGUUUGUCGGAGAAAUAAACUCCACUUGUUUACACACCAAUAGCUCUUGUCCA
Messenger RNA from Synchiropus splendidus (mandarinfish), 1513 nucleotides. It is a transcript of the gene polr3glb, whose product is annotated as RNA polymerase III subunit GL b. The record is from RefSeq and is a predicted model, not a curated record. Lineage: Eukaryota; Metazoa; Chordata; Actinopteri; Syngnathiformes; Callionymidae. The coding region runs from base 715 to 1395 and encodes 226 amino acids. Gene Ontology annotation, biological process: transcription by RNA polymerase III. The transcript has 8 exons. Gene Ontology annotation, cellular component: RNA polymerase III complex.